Molecule: messenger RNA, 1858 nt
Organism: Populus trichocarpa (black cottonwood)
Lineage: Eukaryota; Viridiplantae; Streptophyta; Magnoliopsida; Malpighiales; Salicaceae
Product: dnaJ protein P58IPK homolog
Exons: 9
Coding region: 162-1634 (490 amino acids)
Cellular component (GO): endoplasmic reticulum lumen
Molecular function (GO): protein binding
Source: RefSeq, a predicted model, not a curated record
CAGCACGGUUCCCUUCUCUUCUGUCGCUGUUCUCUCCUUAAAUCUUGAGUUCUUCGAAUUCUUCUUCAAUUAUAACCCCAAAAGCCAAAAACCGAAAAUAAAAUAGAAAUUAUUAGAGGGCUAAUGAUAAUUUUGGUGUAAUUUAAUUGAGACAAUAACAAAUGAAUCUGGUUGUGAUGAUGAGCAUGGAUGGUGUGGCAUGGAGAGGAUUCGGAUGUACAAUCUUUAUACUCCAUUUUGUUUUUGUUUGUCACUUCUUACUUCUCCAACCUCUUGUUUCUGCUUCAGUGCUGUAUGAAUUUGUAGAUACGGAAGCUGGAAAUGCUGCGGAGUUGUUUGAAAGGGCUUCUCAAAGUAUAAAACUUAAGCGUUACAGUGACGCACUUGAUGACCUCAAUGCUGCAAUUGAGGCAGAUCCCUCCCUCUCUGAAGCUUAUAUUCGGCGUGCCUCCAUUCUUCGUCAGUUAUGCAGAUACAAUGAAUCUGAAAAGAGCUACAAAAAGUUUCUGGAGCUAAAACCUGGGCAUUUGACUGCGGAAAAGGAACUUUCUCAAUUGCAUCAAGCUCAGAGUGCAUUGGAUACUGCUUUGACUCUUUUGGAUUCAGGGGAUUAUGCAAAAUCUCUGGAAUAUGUUGAUAAAGUUGUCCUUGUGUUUUCUCCAGCAUGCUCGGAGGCCAAACUCCUCAGAGUAAAGUUGUUGUUAGCUGUUCAAGACUACUCUGCUGUCAUCUCCGAGGCUGGGUAUAUUCUCAAGGAAGAUGAAAAUAAUCUAGAGGCACUACUGCUCCGUGGCCGUGCGUACUACUAUUUAGCAGAUCAUGAUGUUGCUACAAAGCAUUACCAAAAGGGUCUCCGUCUUGAUCCAGAGCACAGUCAGCUGAAGAAAGCGUAUUUUGGGCUGAAAAAUUUACUCAAGAAAACUAAAAAUGCAGAAGAUAAUGCAAGUAAGGGUAAACUACGUGUCGCAGUAGAGGAUUACAGAGCAGCACUCGCACUGGACCCUCAUCACCUUGCACACAAUGUACAUCUUCACCUAGGCUUAUGUAAGGUCUUGGUUAAGCUUGGCAGGGGCAAGGAUGCUUUAACUAGUUGCAAUGAAGCGCUCAACAUUGAAGGGGAGCUUCUUGAAGCUUUAGUUCAGAGAGGUGAAGCUAAACUCAUAGUAGAGGACUGGGAAGGAGCUGUUGAAGAUCUGAAAUCAGCAGCUGAAAAAUCACCUCAGGAUAUGAGUAUCCGGGAAGCAUUGAUGAAGGCAGAGAAGGCUUUGAAGAUGAGUAAGCGCCGGGAUUGGUACAAGAUAUUAGGAAUUUCAAAGACUGCAUCCGUAUCUGAAAUCAAACGUGCAUAUAAAAAGCUUGCUCUGCAGUGGCAUCCGGAUAAGAAUGUUGAUAAUAGAGAAGAAGCAGAGGCCAAGUUCCGAGAUAUUGCAGCUGCAUAUGAGGUUCUUGGAGACGAUGAUAAGCGUGCAAGAUAUGAUAGAGGAGAAGACAUGGAAGACAUGGGGAUGGGUGGAGGUGGCGGUGGCAACCCAUUCGGCGGUGGUGGACAGCAAUUUUCAUUUCAUUUUGAGGGAGGCUUUCCUGGUGGUGGAUUUGACGGAGGUUUUCCUGGUGGUUAUCAAUUCCAUUUUUGACAUCGGUGAAACGAAGGGAUUAUUUUCUGCUGUUGCAAAUACAGGAGGUUUCGUUUCCUCUGUCCUAACCAAUUUGACUAAUACUAACAGGUACAUCUUAGGGAAUUAAAUGAGGCUUGUUGCACGAUCAAUGUAUUUCUUGAUAAAGUUUUGCUUCCAGAAUCUUCCAAGUUCUGGAACCUGUAUUGGUUGAUUCAAGGAGGUUAUUGAGCUCGAUUCAUUCA